AGAAACAUGAAGCGUAUUGUGCCUUCAGGCUUGAUUGUAGCUAUCUUUGCUCUUGUUUCUGCUAGCUCUUUUGACAGAGCGAAGGUAUUUCGUGUGAAGCCUCAAAAUGAAAGACAAGUGAAGUUUAUAAAGGACCUAGCCAGCAUUAAACAGCUUGACUUCUGGCACCCAGAUUCAGCCCUUCAUGUAGUUACUCAUAUGGAGGUGGAUUUCCAUGUCAGUGCAGAUCAAUCCAGAGCUGUCCAGACUUUCAUGGAGCAGAACAGAAUACAAUACGAAGUUUUAUUACAUAACCUGCAAGAGGAGAUUGAAAAACAGUUUGAUGGCAAGAAGAAUUUUACUGCUAGACACUGUUACACAAAAUACAACAGCUGGGAUACGAUUGCUGCCUGGACUGCUAGAAUUGCUAAAAAGUAUCCAAAACUGGUCUCUCGCAUUGAAAUUGGAAAUACUUUUGAACAGCGGCCAAUGUACCUCCUUCAGGUUGGGAAGGUGAGUGGUAGAAAGAAGACCAUCUUUAUGGACUGUGGGAUCCAUGCACGUGAAUGGAUCUCACCCGCAUUCUGCCAGUGGUUUGUGAAGCAGGCUACCAGAACCUAUGGAAAGGACAAGACCAUGACAUACCUGCUAGAUAAUUUGAACUUCUACGUUCUCCCUGUGUUCAACAUUGAUGGCUAUGUGUGGAGUUGGACUAAAGAUCGCUUAUGGAGAAAAAAUCGUUCCAAUAACUCUAACACCGACUGCAUUGGUACAGACCUGAACAGAAACUUUAAUGCUGCAUGGGGCACUGUUGGUGUCUCAGAUGAUCCAUGCGAUGAAAUCUAUUGUGGAACUGCAGCAGAGUCUGAGAAAGAAACUAAAGCUGUGGCCACCUUCAUUCGUGAGAACCUCCACUCCAUCAAGGGGUACCUGACCAUCCAUUCUUACUCUCAGAUGUUGUUGUUCCCUUAUGGCUACACUUCAAGAAAAGCACCUAAUCAUGAUGAACUGAAUAAAGUUGCUGAGGAGGCAGUGGAAGCUUUGUCCAGUAUGUAUGGCACAAAAUAUAAAUACGGAGUAUCAGCCACUAUAAUCUACCCUACUUCUGGUAGCUCUGAUGACUGGGCUUAUGAUGAGGGGAUCAAAUACUCCUUUGGUUUUGAGCUCCGUGACAGGGGCAAAUAUGGUUUUCUUCUCCCUCAAUCUAAGAUAAAGCCAACCUGUAAGGAAACUAUGCUGGCAGUCAUGCAUAUUGCCAAGUAUGUCCUCAAUCAUGCUUCCUAAAAUAUUUUGCUAUAUGACAGACCAUAUAUUUCGGUAGAAGAGCUUGAUUUUUAUUCCCUUCUGAGCUUCUUUCCUUUCAUAGAACAAGAAGAAAAACAGCACCCAUUCCUACUAUUUGUUGACCUACUGCAGAUGAUUACAAACAAAUAAAAUCAGUUUUCAGAACUA
Messenger RNA from Alligator sinensis (Chinese alligator), 1431 nucleotides. RefSeq names its product mast cell carboxypeptidase A. Gene Ontology annotation, biological process: proteolysis. The record is from RefSeq and is a predicted model, not a curated record. The coding region runs from base 7 to 1263 and encodes 418 amino acids. Lineage: Eukaryota; Metazoa; Chordata; Crocodylia; Alligatoridae. The transcript is spliced from 11 exons. Gene Ontology annotation, molecular function: zinc ion binding; metallocarboxypeptidase activity.